Ipomoea triloba (trilobed morning glory) is the source of this 691-nucleotide messenger RNA. RefSeq lists its product as uncharacterized. NCBI's taxonomy places the organism in Eukaryota, Viridiplantae, Streptophyta, Magnoliopsida, Solanales, Convolvulaceae. Bases 1 to 540 code for a protein of 179 amino acids. The transcript is spliced from 2 exons. The record is from RefSeq and is a predicted model, not a curated record.
AUGGCCCUUAGUUUUGAUUUGAGAUUGGGUGUUGUUGCAGCCCUUUUCCUGUUUGGGGCAUGGGCAUCUCAAGCCGGUGCCGAUGAUAACUUCAGGCCAGAGAAGCCAAUUAAACCUUCGCGUAGACAAUUCGACAACGACAAUUCCGAGGAUAAAAGUGAGACGGAGACCCCAGAGUUUAGUUCAUCACCGGCACCGCCCACUAAGACUACGCCACCGGCACCGGAUCAGAGUUCCACUGCAAUUCUUGAAUCUGCGGACAGGAUCAAGGAUCGUGCUGAGAUGACUGAUUCCAUAGUCCAACCCCUCUCUCAAAACUGCGAUGCAGACAAAGAAUUCAUGCGUGAAUGGUCACCGAUGGUAAUCGGAGCGGUGCUCUUUGUUCUGCUGCAACCGGGUCUGAUUUUCCAGUGGCCGGGAAACGAUCGAAAGUUUGAGUUCAGAAGCAUGAAGACCAAUCGCAAGGCUAUGUUCACUCACACUAUGAUAUUCAUUGCAAUCUACGCUAUUAUUAUCGCGGUCUCUCAUGGUAAAAUCUGAUCUAUAUAUGUACCCAGUGAUCCAUGCAACGCAUGGCGGCGUCUCAACUUUUAUUUUUAUGUUUUUUUUUGGAUUCUACAUUCUAAUCCAUGUAAUGUACUGAUUAGUAUAUGUUGCUCGGGCAAUUUCAUCGCAAUUGGUCAGAUUGUUG